GGCUUGUUUACGUCGGGGGCACCAUCGCAGGGAGGACAAGGAGAACACCAACACCGUGGUGAAGAUGGUGGAUCGUGCCGUCGAUCUGAAGCAACUGGUGAAGGGCGAGAAAUUUUGACUCGUUCCAUGAGUGACCCAUUUUUGACAAUGCC
Amoebophrya sp. A25 is the source of this 152-nucleotide messenger RNA. Lineage: Eukaryota; Dinophyceae; Syndiniales; Amoebophryaceae. The record is from the annotation of a GenBank genome assembly.